AUGUCUUCUCCUAGUCCAUCUUUUGAAGACGUUGUUCCUCUCUACGAAGACGUCACAUUGGUCGAUGUGUUCUACCCCAAAAGUCUGGAUUUGCCGUUUGACCAGCAAUUGCGCCACAAACCUCGUCCAAUCCUCCUACGCUAUCAUGGCGGUGGUUUGGCCGGUGGCUCCAGCUUGUAUCCUCCAUUCUUCAGCCCUUGGUAUCUUGAACUCGCCAAGGAGAACUUGGCCAUCAUUGUGUUCCCGAACUACCGACCGCUACUAGAGUCCUCUGUCAUGGAUAUUCUUGAAGAUGCGGAGGACCACUGGCAGUGGACACAUCGAGACAUGCCCCUCUUCCUUGAGCAGGAGACAGCAGGAGCCCUGCAGGCAGAUCUGAGCCGCAUCAUGUCCGUGGGUGAAAGUGCCGGAGGGUAUCUAAGUUUGCAGAUGGGUCUAAACCAUGCGUCCAAGAUUUGCGCAGUAAAUGCUGUGUAUCCUGUAGUGGACUUCAAGGCACCACGAUUUUGCAAUGGGCAGCAAAAACCAGUGUUCAAUAUGUCGCCAUUUCCCCGAAACUAUCUCGAGCGCCACAUGGAAGAGGUUAAGAGACAGGAAGCGCUCACGUAA
This is a messenger RNA of Penicillium crustosum, 609 nucleotides long. RefSeq names its product alpha/beta hydrolase. The record is from RefSeq and is a predicted model, not a curated record. Bases 1 to 609 code for a protein of 202 amino acids. NCBI's taxonomy places the organism in Eukaryota, Fungi, Ascomycota, Eurotiomycetes, Eurotiales, Aspergillaceae. The transcript has 2 exons. Gene Ontology annotation, molecular function: hydrolase activity.